AUGGGCCGUGGGAUUAGGUCGCGCGCCGCCGGCAGAAACCCCACCCUCCUCCUCCUCCCACCGGAGCGGCCAGCUCGAGCUCUCCUUCCUCGUCGGCGCCGUCCUCCUCCCCCGCUCCCUUCUACUGGAGCAGCGCGGAGCGGAGAUCCAUCCGGUUGCCUGAGCCCUUUUGUUGAAAGCGUAGGAGAGGCCAGGGUGGCACGAAAUGGCAGCAUUCCUCAGGUCCAAGUGUUCGUCAGUUGGGCGUGCUAUGAUGGGAAGCCUUGGAAACAAUCUGUACGGGGGCACUACCUCGUCUAUUGAAACGGUGACAAGACCAUCUCGUUCUGAUGCUGUCUGCCAGCAAAUUAGAACUUUCAUCCAGAUGAGAACAAACCUCAAGGUGGUGGACAACUCGGGGGCCAAGCGGGUUAUGUGCAUACAGUCCCUUAGGGGGAAGAAAGGAGCGAGGCUCGGGGACAUGAUCAUCGGUUCUGUCAAGGAAGCGCAGCCUCGUGGCAAGGUCAAGAAAGGAGACGUGGUCUACGGGGUGGUCGUCCGUGCCGCCAUGAAGAAGGGGCGCAGCGACGGUAGCGAGGUCCAGUUCGACGACAAUGCGAUCGUCAUCGUGAACAACAAGGGUGAGCUGAUUGGCACCCGCGUCUUUGGUCCCGUCCCCCAUGAGCUCAGGAAGAAGAAGCAUCUCAAGAUCCUGGCACUGGCUGAGCACAUAGUUUGAGAUUUCUAUCUGUUUACCUGUAUCUAGCUGUUAGUUCCGCGAAAAUGGACAUCUCUAGGAUUGUACCUGAGAUGUUUUGGUUCUCUAUUGCUACUCUAUUCUACCUUUGCUUUGGUUAUUUCUAUUUGCCAAUAAUCUCUGUUCUCUGAUGGAAUCAUAGUGAGCUGUUGACAAACCAGACAAGGAUAUGUGUACUUGGUCUCCACAUUAUAUCCUUAUGUUCAACUAUGUUCAUCUAAAAGAACGUAGUUUGAGAUAUC
Triticum urartu is the source of this 978-nucleotide messenger RNA. Its product is annotated as large ribosomal subunit protein uL14mz. Gene Ontology annotation, molecular function: structural constituent of ribosome; large ribosomal subunit rRNA binding. The record is from RefSeq and is a predicted model, not a curated record. Gene Ontology annotation, biological process: translation. Lineage: Eukaryota; Viridiplantae; Streptophyta; Magnoliopsida; Poales; Poaceae. Gene Ontology annotation, cellular component: ribosome; mitochondrial large ribosomal subunit.